Messenger RNA from Leptidea sinapis, 5613 nucleotides. Its product is annotated as facilitated trehalose transporter Tret1-like. NCBI's taxonomy places the organism in Eukaryota, Metazoa, Arthropoda, Insecta, Lepidoptera, Pieridae. The transcript has 7 exons. Gene Ontology annotation, biological process: transmembrane transport. The record is from RefSeq and is a predicted model, not a curated record. The coding region runs from base 254 to 1822 and encodes 522 amino acids. Gene Ontology annotation, molecular function: transmembrane transporter activity. Gene Ontology annotation, cellular component: membrane.
UGGCGGCGACUACACGACGCGACGGGCGAAUUCGAAAUUCGAAUAUUUCGUCAGUCGUACGGAGGCCGGCUCGCUAGGACGCCGUUCGCGGCGCUAAACCACGCGCGAUCGAUCGUUUUCAUUCAUAUUAUAAAACCAUGAAUUAACAAUACAUUUAUUUACCUUUACAAUAGUGCUAUAGUUCACACUGCCCAUACAACAGAACUGGAUCAUAAGUUUUUCAUAACUUAAGCUUAACGUAAAAACUACCAAAAUGAAGGACAAAUGUAAUCUUGAUGGAGCUCACGAGGCUAUGCUUGCUCAAAGUCCGAAGCCAGUCGUUAAAAGUAAAGAGACACAGAGUCAGGACGAUUAUGAAGCUCUACAAAGUUUCCUUCGCAGCAUUAGCUCCACCGCUACUCUACCACCCUACGUCAAGGGAGAAACUUACUCCUCCACCAGGGGUGUUAUCAAUCAGUGCCUUAUAACUUGCGCAGUGCUGAUUCUGGCUGCCGGCGCUGGUCAUCCGAUCGGAUUCUCAGCAGUAGCCUUACCCCAACUCAGGAUAGAGAACAGCACCAUGAGGAUAGAUGAAGAGAUGGGAUCAUGGAUAGGCAACAUACACUCGGCCGCAACACCGUUGGGCUCAAUGAUAUCUGGGCCCAUCAUGGAGGCUAUCGGCAGGAAGACCACGCUUCAGGCAUCCACUGUACCUCUGGUGAUAGGCUGGAUCCUGAUAGGAACGUCGGGCCAUCACGCAUUGCUGUUACUAGGCAGAGUUAUUUGUGGGUUCGCGGUGGGCGUUCUGGCUGCUCCCUUACAGGUUUAUUUAGGAGAAAUUGCCGAACCAAGGAUGAGAGGCCUACUGAUUGGGGCUCCGUUUGUGGCCUAUUCGAUGGGUGUGCUAUACGUGUACGCUCUGGGAGGGGCGCUUCCCUGGAGGACGGUGGCCUAUCUGUCCAUACUGCUGCCAUUCUUUGCGGUCGCGGCAUUAUUCUUUUCGCCAGAGAGUCCCACCUGGUUGGCUAGAAGAGGCAGAUUUCACGAAGCGAUGGCUGCUAUGUCCAUGUUAAGGGGGAAUUCUGACACAGCGCAACGUGAGCUGCACGAGUUAAUAUCAGCCAGGGAGAAAGAGAAGGCGCGUGGCGAAGAGAAUCUACGUUUCUUCUCAACAGUGCUAAGGCCGCCGGUGUUGAAGCCUCUCUUACUGAUCAACGCUUUUAACAUGCUGCAGAUUAUAUCCGGCACUUAUGUCGUUAUAUUUUAUGCAGUGGACAUUGUCGAAGAUUCCGGCGGGGACAUGAAACCUCAUUUGGCUGCAAACGCCACUGCACUUGUCCGCCUCGCAGUGACCGUGGUGGCUUGUGUGCUGCUUCUGAAGGUCACCCGGAGGGCCUUGGUCCUCGUAUCCGGAGCCGGGACCGCUCUCUGCACUCUCGCACUAGCCUUCAUCCUCACCCAAGGACCAGGCACAGGAUACACCAUCCCAGUACUGAUCCUCGGCUACGUCGCGUUCAAUACACUUGGUUUCUUCCUUUUACCGGGCCUAAUGAUCGGCGAACUAUUGCCAACAAAAGUGCGCGGUCUUUGCGGCGGAUAUAUCUUCUGUCUAUUCAAUACCGUCCUCUUCGGGUACACUAAGCUGUACCCAAUUAUGAAGAGCAGUAUUGGUAUUGCGGGAAUAUUUGGGUUGUUCGGAGGUUCGGCAUUGUUAGCCACUGUGAUUCUGUUCCUGUUACUUCCAGAGACGAAAGGCAAGUCUUUGAUUCAGAUAGAGCAGUAUUACCAGAAGGAUAACAUUCUGUGGAUGACGCGGAAAAAAAUUGACAGCGCGAGUAUUUAGUGACAUUAUUAUUAUGUGGGUACUUUAAAAAAGUGGUACUUAAAUAUUUACAUAGCUUCAUUACGAAUUGGUAGUUGAUCUCGCACACAGAGUGUCCGGUGUCGAAGUAACUGUCACCUGAGCUCCGUAUUCCAGAAGGUAUCUCAAUACCUACGUAGGCAAAAGCGUAUUUAUUCAUUUAGUUCAAUACAAUACUUAUGAAUGUAAAAAUUUUUGCUUUUAGCCAUUUACUGCCAAUUGAGAAUAACUCUUUCGCUUAUAUAUUCACAACUUCAUUUUUUUACAUUUUUGAAGUGAAAACUUCUUUAUCAUCGUUGUGAUUUGAAAGUCGGUGAAACGAAAAAGCGACAAUUUAAUAGAAGGGGAGAAAAUAGGAAGCAUUAUACAGUAUUUUGGUACCAGGCGAUCAAAGUUGAAGAAGAGAUUGUCUUAUUUAUAACGCGAGUAUACCUUACUAUAUUCUGACGUCAUGCGCACGACAUGAGUCAUCCUAGCAACAUGUACCAGGACUUCAUAUGCAGUUUAGAGAUUCAUGCACAAUGCAGGUUUCACUUUUACUAAGAACGAUUUUUACGACGCGAUGCAGUAAAAAUAUUUAAAUUCCUUAAAAAUAUCCAUAUUCAUGUGCUUUAUCGUGGAAACGUAACAAGCAAAACGCCCUCUUAGGUUCGUAUUGAGCCGCGUUCUGGAAUACGAGCCAAGAAUAUUGUUACAAUGCCAAUAUAACGUAGAACGUUUAACCCUUAACAGACAAAUGAAUAUUAUUUUACAGAUAUCGGAGGUAGGCUAAUUUAAUAGGAUCCGGUUUAUCUUUAAACGAAUCCUAAAAUUUCGCAAAGCAUUUCCAUUACAUAGGUAUAUUAUUAUGUAGAUUUUUACUGAAUUUUUCAUGAACAUAGGAAUUUAAAUAGGUAAUAGAUGUGCUAAUUGUUUGCGGUACAACUGUCGUCUACCUAUAGUAUGAACAAACAUUACUAUGAACGGUUGCAACGCCCAGGAUAUUGGGGGGCGUAAACAAAAUGGCGGCAAUAUGAAAAAAUUAAGAAUCUCAUAUUACAAAGGUUGUCAAAAUAUAUUUUAUUAAACUAACAGCAGAUUAGUUUAAAAAAAUACCACAUAAUCAUUACUUAUUCGCUGGUGGUUUCUAAGUCAUCUGCGAGGUGACAUGCUUAACGCAGCUGUAUCACUUGUAAGUGAUCAUCUUAUUUAGAUUCCUAUGUUUUUAUAUUUGUAUCACUAAUUGUAUAUUUAAUUGUUACAAAGUUUAUUCUGAAUAUAAUAUGCAUGUGAUGAUACAAAAAUAUUUACAAAGUCGAUUUGUAUUUACUUAUUAUUAUUAUUACUGUUAUGAAAUAAUAUUUAUACUUAUUAUAUUUUUUGAGAAAGUAUAAAAAUUUAAAUAAAAUAUUAUUGUUUUGAAAUCAUUACCUAUUGGGAGGCUCCUUAGGCCAGGAUGCCGGCUAGAUUAUGGGUACCACACAUAAUAUGGCGGUGCUGCUAUAAUAAAAAUGUAUAACUAAAAAAUACUCUUGCAGUCGUCCAGAUGAAAUCAGUUUUUAUGAAUUUAAUAUUUUAUUUGUAUGUGUAUAUAAUUAAAUACAAUAAAAUGCUUACUCAAAAAUAUAGGUUUAGUAGCAUUCCACGAAGAAUAUAUUAAUUUACUUGUAUUUUAUUUUAUUUAAUGAUAAUAAAUAAUUGAAAAUUCUAAUUUCAUUGUAUUAAAAUGGUGCAUUUUUCAUAAAAAAAAAUCCAUUUAUGGCUGACAGGCACUUAAAUUUUAAUAUAACAAAAUAAAUAAACAAGAGAGUGGGACUAAACUGGAUGAGAGAUAAACACAAAAAAUAUUAAUUAAGUUAUAUGUUACAUGUCUUGACAUUGGAACAAUGACUUAUAUCUCUUGUAUAAUCCCACUUAUUUAUUGAAUCGUCGUGCCCGGUUCAAACAGUUUUUUUUUGUAUACCUGGACAUCCUACAGCCGUUUAAGCGGCAAAAAACUCAAAAAUGAAAUGAAUGGGACGCUAAAAUUAAGAUCUGUCGACUAUUCAUGAUGACAUACGAGUAACAUUGGCACUGACCUCUACUAUAUACUACUGGACUGGCGGCUAACAAAAGCCUUUUGUGCCUGUUUAAUAUUCGCCAUUUUGGCGCUGUUGGCCAUGUAGCGAGAGUCUGUGGAACUAAAACUAGUGAUGACAACCGCAACUAAACAAACAUAGAUAGGAAAACUAUUAACAAAAUAAUGUAUACUUUAUUACGUUGAUUCCUGAAGUAUAAAUAACACGAACCGAAAUUAAUUCAAAAUGCAAAAUACUUCAGAGUAUUAUACGUUUCUCUCGCAUCCAUUUGUAUUAUACGUCAAAAUUAGUUCUCUGGACGCUCGCGAGUGGCGCUUCAAAUAGGCACAAAAAAUUUGCUGUCAAACAUAUGGAACAGCUUGUCUAGUGGUACAGGUCAGUGAACAUUGGCAUUAAUCGAGUUUUUCGAAAAAAAAUAUAAUGAUUGGGAAUGUCAUAGAAAAAAUACCUACUGUAGAGGUACCCUACCCCUACAUACUACCCUUGUUACAUUAAUGAAAAUGACGCAUCAAGUAGAUCACCAAGCUUAUCUACCCAUAACUGUGACAAUAUGGAUUGAUUAGUAACACAUUUUAAAACGGCUGAAGUCGUAGCGUAAAAUGAUACGACUAUUUAUAUCGCAUUCCUUGAGACAAGAUAGAAUUUUUCGUGUGCCUGUAAUUAAGCGUAGGUAAGUAAAGACUAUUACGCUGACAGAUCUAUUACGCACUGUCGGCUAGAUCGCCGUCGAAUGUGACUUUCUAUGGUUUAAAUAGGUGUCUACACACUUGCUCGUUGCAACUCGGAGACCCGCCGGGCAAUGGCGACCGCAAAAGCGACUGCCUCUGCAAAGCAUUCACUCUGUCUAGAAUCUAGAGGACAUCUAGAGUCUAGACUCUAGCGGCCUUACAAAUAAAAUUGGCAUAAAGUUAUAACUAAUCAUAAACCAAGAAUAUGUAAAAUGUUUACAAAUAGACAUUUUGAUUACGAAUGGUUUGUUCGGACGUAUAACAUUUCCAGCGUUUAUUUGCAAGGCAGCUUGUAAUUAGGAAAACUUCAGAAAUAUCAUUGUAUUGACAGUGUUGUCAACGGUAAACAUUUUGAAUUUUCUUUGUUUAUCAUCAGUUAUAAACUUUAUAACAAGUUUAUUUGUAAGGCCGUUAAUGUUUCUCUAGCAUCGCGUACAAAAAUGGCUCCAGGUUUCGAAACGGUUAACUUAAUAUAGUAAUAAAAAUACGAAAAGCUAUUCCAAAUUUAUUGAGCAGCUGUUAUUCCUAUGGGGAUUUAAAUAAGAAAUAGUAAGAAGAAUUACUUCUUCUGGAGAAUUACCAGAUAAAGAAAAAAGAUCGAGUCAUUCGGCUUGGUCUCCUGUUUUGGUCACCGGCGACCAUUCGGCAGUUCGUAAUAGCUCUUAUGUAUGGUUGCGAGUUUAUUAAGCAUUAAUUUAAUAGGUACUAUUUCUUUACUUAAACAAACAUCAGCUCUUAAAACUGUUUUCUUUAUCCAAAUGUUAAAUAUUUUUAUUUGUCGAGCUGUGUUAUAUUAUAUUUAUUACCUCUGUUUAUAAAUCGUUUAGGAACUAUGUAUUAAUCCGCGUGAGAUAAAUCUGUGAUUUUAAAUGACGAUACGAAUACAUACCUUAUAGUUAAAUAUUUUUAUAGUGUACAAACACCUACUUAUAAUAGAAGUUAUUUUAUAAUAUUAUGAAUGUGAUAAAAAUAAAUAACUCGAAUAUUA